CGCAUGUUUACCAUCCUACUACAGUAGUGCCCUUACCACCAACACCGCGAGGACUCUCUACAAAGCCUCCCGGCCCUCGCGUAAGAAACACCAACCAUCUACUUCUCCCUAUCUGAUCGGCAGCCAGAUGAACAACUUUUCGAGUCCUACUAAGUUGAAUGAUUAAACAGUUACCACCAUCAUGUCUCGCGACUCCUCCGCAACGUACAUCCACAUGAGCGCCUCCCGCAACGCCGACCUCUUCGAAGAAUUCUGCCGACCCCCAUCUUCCACAACGGGCUUUCCGGGCCUGUCAAACAGCGCGCAUCAUACCGCAACAAACCCCCACCACCCAUACGCACACCCACACCAACAACAACAACCAGCCAACGGAAGCGCAGAUGCGGCAGGCAUGGCCCAGCUACCAGGCCAUUUCAUGCCGUUCGAAGAGAUAGCCCUGCCUUCACACUUGAUGCCCAUGAAUCCAGAGGACGAAGAUGGCGUGGUGCCGGACAUGCAUGCGGCGUUUGGGAUUAAUCGGGCCCUAGGCCAGAAUCAGGGCGGAGGCGGAGGCGGUAUCGGUGGAGGCGGAGGUGGGAGUGGCGGAGCAGCAGGUGGUGUUGGUGGAAGUGGUGGUGCCGUCGAGCCCGGUGGUGAGGCGAGCAAUGCCGGUGUCCAGAGGGAGCCGGCUUGGAGAGAUCUAGGCCUCACGGCGCUGGUGGCUGAUGUGAGGAUUGGUAGUGCGGUUGGGGCGAGGCCGCCGCCUAGAAGAGAGGGGAAAAGAACUGGAGUUUUGCUGUUACGGUGAACCGGGAAGGAAAAGAGAAUGUGUCAGUUGGCAUGGUCGCCAAUUAUGAUAUGGGGACAAACAUCUAAAGCUGACCGGACGAAGCCGCGCAAAGUCUCCUAGCAGCGAAAAUGGGCCUUCUAUUACGGCGCUCACAAACUAUAUCCUCACGACCUCGACUCUUGCACGUUCAAACACCUUGUGCAAAACGGUUCUCUCUGCCUUUUCUUCCUCGCUCAGUAUCCGGGGAGUUACAGUCAUCUGAGAAUACGUCCCUGCCGCUUUCCGUUUCGACAAUUGUCCGGGGUUGAUGAUCAUUACGCCGUCAACGACCUGGAUUUUUGUCAGCAUGGGCAGUUACGACAAGGAAUCUCUCCUACCUUGAUGGAAGGGGUCAAAAUGCUAGGCAAGACGAGCACAUCCGGCUUCACUGCCAUCCAUUCGCCCAGCUUCAGGUAUCCGACAUCCAAACAUGCGCCCGUUGCUUUGACCACCCCGUUACUUGACAGCUUGUCCCGUGACAUGGGCGGGAACAGUGGGAAGAAAUGUCUUUGGUCAAUCAAGAAGCUCGGUAAUCGGGUAAGGAGGUCUGACCCUGCGCCAUGGGACAGCUGUUCUCGGCUCAGUUCGUACAAAAUGUCUUGCGAGGAAAUGCCAAUCACGACUUCGUUCAGGGAGACAUAACAGGGAUUUGGCAGCAUGGUAACUUGCUUUGGCAGAGCAAGAUCCUUCCGCGGAGGUCGCUCUUGGGGCCAGCUGACGUGUUUACUGAUUGCGUCCCGCACGCUGGGGACGAUGAGGACGGUGAUACUCGGCACGGCGGAGCAGAGGCGUUGGAGAGGCCCAGCAAUCCACAGUCGGAAGAGUGCCGCCAUACUCGCUCCCUGGUCUAACCCUCGGAUAUCUGGCAAGUCGAAGUCCCCAGAUGCAAGCAUUGGAUGUUCAAUGUCAAGGAAGGGGCCGGUCAAGAUCAGGGCGUCGACCAUGUUUUCGGCGGCUUUCUGACACAGUUCUUGGAAAGGUUCAAAGUCCAAGUUAUCCUCGGCCGUAUAAGGGCCCGAAGCGAUCAUGAUGUUGAGAGGUGGCGAGGAAGAAUCGGAAUCGUCGGAUACACCGAGUUUCUGGUUGAUAGCUUCAAUUUGGUUUGGAGUGGACGAAGGCAUAGGCAGUCUGGGGGCCGACAAGAUCUCCUUGACUGUAAAGUAGAGUCCGGAGGCAUUCGUGCCUCGUACGGCAACGAUUUGUCCGGGAAAGAAUUGAUAGGAAGGCAACGCGUCGACCUUCAAUGGGACACGAAGCCCAGCACCCAUCCGUCUAGACAUCUCCAGCACCAAGGAAGCCGAAUUUAGUUUCCCUUCUGGAGUGUCGGACGCGAUUCGACCCACGGCAACGAUCUCGCUGGUACUUUGAGCCGCUGCAUUGCCAAAAGCCGACUCGUCCAAGUUAUGGGCUUGUUGGAUCAAUGCCAUGAAAUCGUCGAUUCUGUCGUCCAACACCUCGGAGGAAUCGGACAAGUGCAUCGCCAUAGGCUUAUAUGCAAACUUUUUGAAAUCGGAGCGAAGGAGGAACUGGAGGCGGGCUUCAGAGAAGGGCGCAAUAGGCGGCUCCGCGGAGGGUAGGUGGCCGUUUAAGAUUUCGACCGUCUGCCCUGCAUUUUGUCGUUCGGAAAAAGGAAUGCCUCUGGUGAUGAUCGAGAAUCAGCUGAGGAGAAAAAUCAAGGCAUGAAGUAACAUAACAUACGCAGACCCUUCCGUCUUUCCUCCUCUAG
Exophiala dermatitidis NIH/UT8656 is the source of this 2534-nucleotide messenger RNA. RefSeq lists its product as uncharacterized. The transcript is spliced from 2 exons. The record is from RefSeq and is a predicted model, not a curated record. Gene Ontology annotation, cellular component: anaphase-promoting complex. NCBI's taxonomy places the organism in Eukaryota, Fungi, Ascomycota, Eurotiomycetes, Chaetothyriales, Herpotrichiellaceae. The coding region runs from base 182 to 787 and encodes 201 amino acids. Gene Ontology annotation, biological process: positive regulation of mitotic metaphase/anaphase transition.